Molecule: messenger RNA, 1255 nt
Organism: Argiope bruennichi
Lineage: Eukaryota; Metazoa; Arthropoda; Arachnida; Araneae; Araneidae
Product: guanine nucleotide-binding protein G(I)/G(S)/G(O) subunit gamma-12-like
Exons: 3
Coding region: 115-339 (74 amino acids)
Biological process (GO): G protein-coupled receptor signaling pathway
Cellular component (GO): heterotrimeric G-protein complex
Molecular function (GO): G-protein beta-subunit binding
Source: RefSeq, a predicted model, not a curated record
UUUGCUGUCUGCUUCUUAUUCAGAAAUCAGAUACAUUCCUCCAAUCAAUCAUUGGAUUGGAGAAAUAUUGAUGUCGCGGAAAACCACUAUUUUUAAUUUCUGAUUGUUUUUGAAAUGUCACAAAUUCAAACCAUGAAAAAAACAGUUAAUCAACUUCGUCAAGAAGCGAAUAUACAGCGGAUACCGGUGUCUCAAGCAUGCGAUGACUUAAUGAAAUAUUGUACCGAACAUCAGAAAACAGAUGUGCUUGUGUCUGGAAUGAGUCCAUCUGAAAACCCUUAUAGAGAUAUCAAAGGAUGUGUUAUUAUAUGGAUGUUGAAAAAGUACUCAAUCUUGUAAAUGAUCGGGCUCUGCUGAAGUAUUCUGAAAUGGUCUGAUGGAUAACAGCUCAACAAAUUGAAUUCUUUAUUUCACUUUAUAAUUAUUUCACACUAAAUCAUGAAACAAUGAAAAACAAUUCAUUAUAUUUGCAAUUCUUUUUAAAUUUUUAUGUUCAGAGUUACAUUUAUAAUGCAUUGGCUAUUUAAUGCAAAAUUUAUUAAUUCAUGGUAUUAUUAUUUUUAACUUAUUAUAUUUUAAAUGAAAUAUCAUUAUGUUGAUAUUUUGCUUGUUAUCAAAAAAAUUUUGGUUACUGAUUUCUACCACUAAAUUUACAUAAAAAUUGCUGUCUAAAAAAAAAUUAGCACUUUUAAGCACAAGAAGGAAAUUUUCUUUUGAUAAUGUAGCUGUUUCUCUUUUGAUAUAUAUUUACAAACACCUCCUUACUUGAGCUACUUCAUUUCCAGAGUAGUAUUUGAUGUUAUGAAUGUAUAAGCAUGAUACAAAUUUGUAGUACCUUGUUGUCAUGGAUAUUUAGUUUUGCUUCAUUGAAUAGUUCGAUGUUUAUUGUGCAAUGUGCUUUGGUGUGUCCAAACUGUUGUUCGAAUUAAUAUUAGAUUUAUGUUGUUAUCAUGUAGAUUUUAUAAGUGUUUUCACAUCUUGCAACAAAAGCACUUUUAAAAAGUCCUUCGAACAAAUAUCAUGCUGCAUUCAUUUUAUUCUCAUUGAUUUUAAUAGAUCUGUCGCUCUUUGUGUUCUAAUACAGUGUUCGCUCUUUCUGUAGCACAUUCCAUUUUUCUACAUACUAUAUACAUAAGCUUUUUGUCAAUAUUUAUACACUUACGCCACAACCAUCAUUUCUUUUCUUUAUGUCUCAAACAUGUAAUCAUUAACAUUUGUGUACCCUCUGUUGAAAAUAAAUGUUUCUGGAGUCAUA